AUGGGGGUGUGUCUCGUCUGCGUGAGUGCAGCGGCAUGGCGCCAUAUUCAUCUCUCCAAGCUUUACCACUCCAUGUUCCAAGCUGCUAGCCAGCACAUCACUGACACUCUUGAUCAUGCUGGUUGCAAGCUCGGCAUCCAGCGCAGCAGCCAGCUGCAGAUUGUAGUCGGCACGGGCAUGUCCCUCGUCCCACUGCUGGUCUGCAAAGAUGAGGCACCGCAGGUCACUGAAAGGAAUCCCAACAAUAUCGAUGCUCAGUGGAGCUAUGACACCACUGACUUCCAUUGCACGUCGGAUCAUCCAGGCCAGAAACUCCUGCUCACCAGUCCCAACAGCAACCAGCCCAAAGAGACGGGUGCGGUUUCCUUCGACAUCACAGAUCACGGAAGGUGGCACAUGUGCAUCGGAGAGGCGGUCACCCGCGUUUUCACAGCCCUGAUCGCGCUCACAACUACAGAGCUCCCUCUCCCAUUGGGCGAUUCCACAGGGAACUGGGGCUACCAGCAAUCUCCCGCGCGGGUCGUCCCAUUUCAGCCACCAAGCCGACGGCCGACUCGGCUCACUGUGCCAGGGCCAGGGGUUCGGCGAAUGUCUGGCAUCCACGUCGUGGAAACGCCGAGCUCCACGUCCUCACCGUGCGAGUGCCCUUCAUCCGAGAUUGGGGCCGAGCAGGCUGCGCCGACUGCCGAGGCAUCUGCUGGGGCAAGUCGAGAUCUCUGGGAGAAGUUGCUGGCAGGAUCUGGCUUAAGUGGACCCAGCGGCAGAGGCCCGGGAGGGCCAGGGCCUGGGAAUCCCCGAGCCGAGACGGUCCACCAGCCUGCAGAGGACCAGGGGCGCUCGACGUCGAGGCAGCUUCCUUCUGCAGCGGCCGCCGCGUUCGACCAGGUGAGCUCCUCUUCCCCAACCCUGGGCUCGGCAAACCUGUCGGACAUCCUGCGAUCUACCUCCGCUUUCGCGGACCAUGCCAGUGGGUCGUCCUCACAUGGGAGCCAGACACCCACGCCUCGUGUUGAGGAGGACGCUGGCCAGGUGGCCCGAGCACAGAGCUCGUCGGGCAGCUCAAGCGGAGGCGAGCGACAACCCCGUCUUGAUCAGCGACAAGCCUUGGAGGCCUUGGCGCAAGAUGUGGCAGCAGAGCCUGUAUGCGCUUUCUCCACGAACGUUUCAGAAGCAGAGGAGUUUGGAAGUGGAGAUGAUCUGGACUUGCCCAUGUGA
Molecule: messenger RNA, 1215 nt
Organism: Symbiodinium necroappetens
Lineage: Eukaryota; Dinophyceae; Suessiales; Symbiodiniaceae
Source: the annotation of a GenBank genome assembly